AUGUCAACUAACGGUUGCAUUUCUUCUCGAGCUGUGACUUAUCUACCACAAGCUCCCAAGUUCUUUGACGUACUUGACGACCUAUGGGAACCUCAAACAAACCCUCGCGGCCUUGUUAACCUUGGACUCGCUGAGAAUGCAUCGAUGCAGACAGAACUGAUUGGGUACAUCAAUUCCAAGCUUCACGCCACCUCACAUGCCCUGACGUAUGGCGAUGGCUUUACUGGCUCCAAACGGUUGAAGCAGGCUUUUUGCCACUUCCUAAACAAGCGCUUUCGACCUGCGAUCCCUCUUGUUCCCAAACGCCUCCUUAUCACACCUUGA
Molecule: messenger RNA, 324 nt
Organism: Fusarium fujikuroi IMI 58289
Lineage: Eukaryota; Fungi; Ascomycota; Sordariomycetes; Hypocreales; Nectriaceae
Exons: 3
Coding region: 1-324 (107 amino acids)
Source: RefSeq, a predicted model, not a curated record